Molecule: messenger RNA, 1548 nt
Organism: Tremella mesenterica DSM 1558
Lineage: Eukaryota; Fungi; Basidiomycota; Tremellomycetes; Tremellales; Tremellaceae
Exons: 6
Coding region: 1-1548 (515 amino acids)
Source: RefSeq, a predicted model, not a curated record
AUGGGAGGGAAGAAAAUACGUAUUCACAUCAUUUCUAUAAUCUUCGGAUCAUUGUGGUUAAUAGGUUUCAUAUUUUUGAUAAGACAACAAUAUUACGUUUCUAAUUUACCUAUAGUGACUUGUGACACGGCUCCAUGGAACGAUUGGCCAGUCGAUACUUGUGGACUGAAUGCGAGGGAAUGUACACUUGAUUGGUUUGGGGUCGGGAAUGAAGUUGGAAUCGAAAUUAGAUGUAUGGGAGGAUGUAAAGAUGUCGUACUUGGUAAUGAGAGAUGGGUAGGGGAUAAAAGAGUUAAUGGUGUACCAUUGGUUAUUGGUGGUGAAGGGGUUUAUCGCGCCGAUUCAUGGUUAUGUGCAUCAGCACUUCAUUCUUCUCUCAUAUCACCUUUUAUGGGAGGUUCCUUCCAAAUAACCCCUACCAUAUAUCCUUCUUCCCCAUCUUCCUCUCCUCCCAACCCGACCAUCUCUACUUCCACAAUAAACGACAUAACCCCUAUCCCAUUCUCCCCUCCUUUUCCAGGCGGUUUCAUCCUAUCCUCUCUAUCAUCACAAGGAACAUCAGAUCUUCAUCCUCUAAUAUCAACUUACAAUGCCAUUUCCCUUUUCCUUUUCACACUUUUCAUUCCUUCACCUCCAUAUCUUUUCUCCAUACUUCUCCUCCUUGGAUUUCUCCAGAUAGUACUUAUUUCCGACCUACCUUCCAUCCCACCAGAUUGGUCAUACAUCAUAGCUUCCGCCCUUCCAGUGGCAUUAAUAGGAUAUUGGAUCUACAAAGUAUCGUUUAAACGUACAUUAUUUGGAUUCUCACAAUUACCUGUUGAAUUAGCUUUGUGGCAAGGUUUAGGUUAUUGGAUAGGGAUAGAAAGUAAUGAUAUUUUCUCAAAAUUACCUAUCACUAGAUUAGCUGAAGGAGGUUUUGAUGGAGCUAAGAAAGGUGGAGUGGUUUUGUUGGUCGUGAUUUGUUUGGUGGGAUUAGGGGUGGUGGUUUUACAAUUUAAAGCUUUGAGGUCGGUAGGGUUGAUCAGGUUUUAUUUGAUCAGAUACAUACCUCUAGGUCUUUUAAUACUUCUCAUAGCUCUCCUCCCCACUGGUUACUCGGUUCAUAUACAUCAUUACAUGUUAGCUCUACUUUUAUUCCCGAUAUUCAGUCUACCAACGAGAAUAUCACUCAUUGGUCAAGCUUUCGCUUUGGGUUGGUUCCUUGAUGGAAUUGGGAGAUGGGGAUGGGAUUCUUUACUUGAAACCAAGGCUCAGCUUGUCGGAGAUGCCUAUCUAGGUUCUCUCACACCUACUUUUUUCCCAGUGAACCAAACUACCAUCUCUUGGUCCGGUCUGAACGAAGCUCUUGUAUCAAUAGGAAUAACGGGAUAUUCCGUCCUGAUAGAUGACGUAUUACGUUUAUCCAACGUCAGUAUAACAGAGGAAAGAAAAGGGAUAUCAAAGGAACGAAAAGAGAAUAUGCUGACGAAACAAAAGUACUUUGCAAACAAUACCUCUUUAGAUUACAUAGAUCCCAUUUCAGCAUGGUGGAACGGUACUUUUCCUUGA